AUGGACAACGAACCUCGCCCCGCACUCAGCUUGAGCGGCGCCUCCACCCCCGAGCGCAUUGACGAAGGCCAAAUAACCCCAGACAGAUCCAGCGUCGUAUUCCCCGACCCCGGCAUCCCACCCGAAGAAAUCGUGGAACGCCUGCGCGAAAUCCGCGUCAAAUUCCGCUCUCACGAUGAACACAUGCCUGCUCCAGAAUAUGGCGAAGAUGCACAAGCGGAAACCACACCUCGAGACGAGAUGGGCGCCGACCUCGAAAAAGGCGAAACGGCCAGGUCAGAUAUAAAUGAUCCUGAGGGCAAGAAUGGGCUGACGCGUAUGCCGACUAUACGGGAUCGUGCUCGUCAUUGGUUGACGAAGAUGGGAAGACCAGAGGAGCCAGGUGAUGGAUUGACGCCGGCGAUAAGUACAUCUGAAUGGGUGGACGAAAUUGCUCCGCUGGCCAGCCCUCAAAGUGAGCCGCAUGUUCAUCAGGAUGCUACUGUUGAGGCGCAGCGUGCACUUCGUGGUGUUGGACUGCAUGCUGGUUUGAGGAAAAGGCCGAAGCCUUUUCGCACACAUUCUUCAGAGUCUGUGACCAGUGUUGGUGGCUCAGAUACCGACGUUGAAACCCCUCAACAUGGCGAAGGAGUGUUGUCAUAUCUGCUCAAAUUGCAUGCUCAUCACUCAUUCUCGGGACGCAGUACACCGCAGACUCCAGACAGUGGCGCCGCAACACCCAAGAGCGGUGCUACUAGUCCCAUCAGCGGUGCGACGACUCCAAGAAAGAAGGUGAAAUGGUACAGCAAGCACUCCCCAAACCAGUCAACCAUGUCUUUGGUUGGAGCUGGCUUGAAUCUCGGUUCACAAGCCGCACCGAUGGCGAUGGACGAUUUGAAAAAGUCCGUGGCUAGUAAGCGGGAGAAGAUGAUGGGAACUACCAAGAAUGGAAAAAGCAAAAAGAGCAAGAAACAUCUCAAUGAUCAUAUCGCAGCACGCAUUGCAUCAAUCAUCACCAGACAGCGGUAUUUGAUGACGUUGUGUCGGGCAAUGAUGCGAUUUGGUGCUCCAAGCCAUCGACUAGAAGAGUACAUGUCAAUGACUGCACAGGUGCUGGAUCUGCAUGCUCAGUUCCUGUACCUCCCUGGGACAAUGAUCAUGUCUUUCGACGACUUGGCCACGCGAACUACCGAAGUCAAAUUAGUACGAGUGGCACAAGGAGUGGACUUGGCUCGGUUAGAGGACACGCAAAACAUUUAUAAAAAUCUAGUGCACGACAAGAUUACCGUCGACGAAGCAAUCAACGAGCUCGAUGAUGUGAUCAACCGCCCUGCGAAAUAUCCUACCUGGCUGGUUGUGCUAUGUUAUGGAUUUGCGUCUGUGGCUGUCGGUCCGUUCGCAUUUGAAGCAAGGCCGGUUGACAUGCCAAUCACCUUCUUUCUCGGUUGUUUACUGGGAUUACUCCAGCUUGUGUUUUCUCCUCGGUCUAGUCUUUAUUCGAACGUUUUCGAAGUCCUCGCCACAAUUCUCACAUCUUUCCUGGCCCGCGCCUUUGGUAGCAUCCGCAAUGGCGUGGUAGAUGGCGCGCAGCAAUAUUACUUUUGUUUCUCAUCCAUGGCCCAAUCCUCUAUCGCUCUGAUUCUCCCCGGUUUUCUUGUCCUCAGCAGCAGUCUCGAAUUGCAGUCUCAUCAAAUCAUUCCGGGAUCUAUCCGUAUGGUAUACGCGAUUAUUUAUUCGUUGUUUCUAGGAUACGGCAUCACAGUCGGGACAACGAUAUACGGACUGAUGGAUCCCAAAGCGAACCCCAACACCACAUGUUCCGGUGAACUCAUUGGCAACAAUCCUUACGUUCAAAGAUUCCCUUUUGUCGCAAUAUACGUCGUCUUUCUCGUCAUUAUCAACCAAGGAAAAUGGAAACAAGUCCCCGUGAUGAUCCUGAUUGCCGAAGCGGGUUAUAUUGUGAACUAUUUCAGCAAUCUCAAACUCGAAUCAAACCCAGAGUUGGCCAACACUCUCGGCGCAUUUGCCAUCGGCGUCUUGGGUAACCUGUAUAGUCGAAUAUGGCACGGCCACGCCGCAACAGCGAUUCUACCCGCUAUCUUUGUGCUCGUGCCAUCCGGCCUCGCUUCACAAGGCUCCUUAGUUUCAGGUGUCCAAUCAGCCUCCGAAAUCCGAGCAAAUAUCACCGGCGACUACUCCAGUUCCGCGACAGGCUCAUCCGACAGUUCUGUGUAUUCAAUGGGAUACGGCAUGAUCCAAGUCGCCAUCGGCAUCACCGUGGGCCUGUUCCUGUCUGCCGUAGUGAUUUAUCCACUUGGUAAACGACGAACAGGUUUAUUMUCUUUCUAA
This is a messenger RNA of Talaromyces amestolkiae, 2328 nucleotides long. RefSeq lists its product as uncharacterized. Bases 1 to 2328 code for a protein of 775 amino acids. The transcript has a single exon. Lineage: Eukaryota; Fungi; Ascomycota; Eurotiomycetes; Eurotiales; Trichocomaceae. The record is from RefSeq and is a predicted model, not a curated record. Gene Ontology annotation, molecular function: transmembrane transporter activity. Gene Ontology annotation, biological process: transmembrane transport.